Messenger RNA from Phanerochaete carnosa HHB-10118-sp, 458 nucleotides. RefSeq lists its product as uncharacterized. The record is from RefSeq and is a predicted model, not a curated record. The transcript is spliced from 7 exons. Lineage: Eukaryota; Fungi; Basidiomycota; Agaricomycetes; Polyporales; Phanerochaetaceae. Bases 60 to 458 code for a protein of 132 amino acids.
AGUCUUGACAACCAGAACAGAUUUUUCGUCCAGUCUCUACCACCACACAAUCCACAGACAUGCUCUACUCUCCUAUCUUCACCGCUUUCGUUGCUGCCGCCGUUGCCUUCGUUGGUGCUAACGCCGAGAUCCACACUGUCCACUUCCAGAACAAGCAGCCUCUCCUCAAGGCUAAUGGGAGCUGCGGCGACAACGGAGAGGGCUGCACGCUUAUCGAGACUACUUUGAAGAACCCGACGACCCCUGGGUCCGGCUCUAGCACUGACAUCUCCCUUAUUCCUCCUCAUACCUUCUCAGUUACCUCUGGCUUCGGCUACUUCGGCGCCGGAUGCGAUAAAUUGGGAGCCGACUGCACCAGCCCAAGCUGUCCAACCGCCUUCCAUCAUCCGAACGACACUCACGUCCAGGUCCCGUGCCAGGGAGACAAUGUCAACCUCGCCAUCACUUUCUGCGACUGA